Messenger RNA from Merops nubicus (carmine bee-eater), 1416 nucleotides. It is a transcript of the gene GCM2, whose product is annotated as glial cells missing homolog 2 (Drosophila). Gene Ontology annotation, molecular function: RNA polymerase II cis-regulatory region sequence-specific DNA binding; DNA-binding transcription activator activity, RNA polymerase II-specific. NCBI's taxonomy places the organism in Eukaryota, Metazoa, Chordata, Aves, Coraciiformes, Meropidae. The transcript is spliced from 5 exons. Gene Ontology annotation, biological process: gliogenesis; regulation of transcription by RNA polymerase II. The record is from RefSeq and is a predicted model, not a curated record. Gene Ontology annotation, cellular component: nucleus. Bases 1 to 1416 code for a protein of 471 amino acids.
AUGAAGCUCACCUGGGACAUCAACGACCCCAAGCUGCCACAGGAGCCCAAACACUUCGACGCCUUCCAGGAAUGGCCGGACGGUUACGUGAGGUUCAUCUACUCCAGCGAGGAGAAGAACGCCCAGAGGCACCUCAGCGGCUGGGCCAUGAGGAACACCAACAACCACAACUGUCAGAUCCUCAAGAAGUCCUGCCUGGGGGUGGUGGUGUGUGCCAGGAGCUGCACCCUGCCCGGGGGAGCCCGCCUGCAGCUCCGCCCCGCCAUAUGCGACAAGGCCCGGCAGAAGCAACAAAAGAAAACCUGCCCAAACUGCAGCUCAGCCCUUGAGCUGAUUCCUUGCAGAGGACACAGUGGCUACCCAGUCACUAACUUCUGGAGACUCGAUGGCAAAGCAAUCUUUUUCCAGGCUAAAGGAGUCCACGACCACCCCAGGCCAGAGAGCAAAUUGGAGGCAGAGGCAAGAAGAAGUGCAUUUAAGAAGCAAAUGUCCUCUUUUCACCACUCCCAGAAAAAGAGACCUCUCAACUCAGAGGUGGGAAGGUACCACGACGGCACCAGUUACACCAGUAACCUACAGACUCUGCCCUGCAUGGAUGGCCCAGAAAGGGUUGGGAUCAUCACAGACACCAACUUUUCCAUCCCAGCCCAGUCUUACCCCUCGCUGCAGAACGCCGACCUCUACAAAGCAUCUUAUGACCCAUCCAGCUUCCAGGAGGACCAGCUCUCUCCAUACCCCAAGUGCUCCAACCCAAGGAUCUACAUGCCCAAGCCAUGCAGCUACGAGUUUGGAGUUCCUACCUUCAUCAGCUCCAGCCCUUACCCAACGUUUUACAAAGAUCACACAAGUCCUGCCAUCGACUCAGAUCCCCUCAGUUUGAACGGACCUCACUACAACACCAUGACCACCACCCAUGAGAAGACCUUUGAUAACCCUGGCAGACACUAUGGACUGAAACCAGCUUGGGGGAAAACUGGAGGUGGAGACAGGAGUGACUAUGGGCAACCAAGUGGUAACCACCCUUACUGCAGUGGGGACUACCCUUGCAGGUAUGGUCCCAACCCCUCUCCCAUAGCCCCGCCGUUGCAGACGGUCAUCACAACCACCACCAAGGUGUCCUACCAGGCCUACAAGCCACCCACACUAAAAUACAGCGACAACCUCUGCGACGUGAAGAACCUCCAGAGCUACACCCACGUGGCAGAAAACGUGUCGGGCGCCAUCUAUUCGGGGAUGAAGAUUCAAGAAGACUUUGGGAUGAUCAAGUCAGCGUUGCUCUACCAGCACGACCCGCUCUCCACAAAGUCUAAACCAGCUGAGGCUGUGGAGAAUUAUCGGUAUGGGCCACCAUCGUUGGGGAGCAGCUUUGCUGAGCAUGAAGGUCAGACCCUGAGGUUUGAGAGUGCUGAAUAUUGA